CGCUCACUCCCGCAAACGUCGCGUCAUCAUUGGGGGAUCUACAGGCAACCUGAAGUCCUAUGGCGCUUGUUGGUAUGAUUUAGUGACAUCCCAGGAGAUGGAGUUCUUCGUAUAUCCCGCCUCUUCGACGCCAUUUGCCUCUUCACACGACUCUCAUGAACGCCAUGCCGCAACUAAGGCUAUAGCCUUGUCGGUUGCAGCCAAACAGACAGCGCACGUGUAGCUCGCUCGUUGAAGAUGCAUGCAAGAUAGCCUCGUGUGCCUGGCUGUCGGGUCGCGUCAUUGCGGUAUGGCCCUCCUGCUCGCAGGUAUUAAUACAUGUUGUUGAUCUGCUCAGAACUCCCCUAUCCAGGCGCACGACAGUCAGUCACUUUUCAUGAUGCUGUUCACCGUUUCGCUCAGCCUCCUGGCGCUUCCGGUCAGUCAAGUCAUUGCUGGCCCGGUCAUCACUCGUGCUGAUCCCACGACCGCGGCAAACUCCACCACCUGCAAUGGCAAGCUAUACACCUAUGAAGAGCUUGCAGGCUACGGGAAACUAGCCAGCGACGCCCGUGACAAGUUCGGCGACACCAUUGGUGGUAUUGGAAGUGCCAUUGCAUUUGAGAGAAAGUCUUGGAAGUACAAGAAAGGCGCUUAUCAGGGCGUCGUUUGGGGCCUGCCUGACCGAGGUUGGAACACUCAGGGUACUCAAAACACUCAGACUCGCAUCCACAAAUUCAGUGUCACCUUCACGCCAGUAGAAGCAACUCUCGAAAAUCCAGCCAGUCCGAACUUCCAGUUUUCUUACAUUGACACCCUUCUCCUCACUGGACCCGACGGUACGCCCUUAACAGGUCUUGACCCAACCGAGACCAUCACUUAUCCUGGGUUUCCUACCCUUCCUCUUGCUAGAUACACUGGUAAUGGCUUCGGCCAGAAUGGUACUGGCGGCGCUCGUGUCCCGCUAGAUACCGAAGGAUUGGUGCUCGGAGAUGACAAGUCUUUUUGGAUCAGCGAUGAAUAUGCCGCCUAUGUCUACCAGUUUGACAAAAGUGGCAAGAUGAUCAAGGCCAUUCGCACUCCAGAGGCCUUUGUCCCCCGUCGCAACGGCACCGAAAGCUUCAAUGCGGCCUCUCCACCAAUUUACGACCCUGAACUUGAGAUUACGCCUGAAGACCCAGACAGUGGUCGAGGCAACAACCAAGGCCUAGAAGCUCUGACCGCUAGCCCAGAUGGCAAGUACCUUUACACCAUGCUCCAGAGUGCCACAAUCCAGGACGGCGGCAGCUCUGCGAAAAAGCGUCGCAAUACUCGCCUCCUCAAGUACCGCGUCAAAGACGACACAACCACGCUAGAGGCUGAGUAUGCUGUUCAACUUCCUGUUCUUCCAACAGGACGCGUUGCUAGCCAGUCCGAAAUGCACUACAUUUCCGAAACGCAGUUUCUCGUGUUAGCGCGCGAUUCCAAUGCUGGCCAUGGCGCAGAAAGCACUGAGUCCAUCUACCGCAACGCGGACGUGAUCGACAUCUCCGAAGCCACGAACGUCGCAGGUACAGCGGCCGAUGCUAAUGAUGGACAAAUCGCAAGCAAAGAUGGCGUGCUGAAGAGCAGCAUCGUACCUGCUGCCUACUGUCAGUGGCUUUCCUACAACAACAAUGCCCAGCUGGGCAGAUUUGGUCUCCACAAUGGCGGUGUACAAGACGCAAACCUGCUGAAUGAGAAGUGGGAGAGCUUCGCAAUGUUGCCCGUAGACAAGGACGACGAGAUCGGUAGAAGCGAGAGGCAAAACGAAGAUGAAGGAAAGCAGUACUACCUGGUUUCUUUUUCGGACAAUGACUUCAUCACUCAGAACGGCUACAUCAACUUCGGCCAGAACAAGUACGUAGAUGCGUCUGGCUACAAUCUAGACAAUCAGGUUCUGGUGUUCAAGGUUAAGCUUCCCAAAGGAGCGAACCCAUUGUAGACCCACAUGAUUGAUCUGCGCGGCGACUGUUGUACCCACCACCAAAGCGCAAAAAAUGCAAAAAAUGCAAAAACAUACAACAGCGGGGAUUCGCUAGUGGUCACCCACC
Alternaria alternata is the source of this 2051-nucleotide messenger RNA. RefSeq lists its product as hypothetical. The transcript is spliced from 3 exons. Bases 377 to 1942 code for a protein of 521 amino acids. The record is from RefSeq and is a predicted model, not a curated record. Lineage: Eukaryota; Fungi; Ascomycota; Dothideomycetes; Pleosporales; Pleosporaceae.